GGAGGAGGGGACAUGUCAUAGCAGUGAUGGCCACUGCCUGGAUCGAGAAGGAUCUAUAAUAAUCCUAUUACGUUACGACGGAGCUGUCCUAUUGUUUUCGAGUGCACCCCCCCAAUGGGUGGAAGUUCCUAUUUCAGUCCUAUGAGUCCAGGUCUCACCCCCGGAACAUUAUUAUCGUAUUAUACCGUGCUAGACCAGGCUGCAGUUCCUUACUUCCCAGCCAAGAAGCAGCAUGCUGACAGUUUCCCUGGACUAUGAGGACUUGGAGGGGCGCCUCUUCUGUCCCUGGUCAUGUCUGGUAUUGCAGCUCAGUUUCUUCACUUGAACGAGGAUGAGCUGUAGUAACAGCCCACAGGAAACUGCGGAGGACCCUUUUGUUUGUUUUUUUAAAACCUUGGAGGAGUGAAUGAGGUAAGGGGCGGUGCUAUGAAAGAAGUGGGUGUGGCUUGCUAACACUUUAAAAAAAAAAAAAAAAGUGAUGGUUUAUGUAGAGGGCCUCAUGCUCCUCCUCAGGGGUGUGGCUAACCUUAGCUGGAUCCGCCCUUUUCAUGUGACACUUUUAUAAGCCCGCCCCCAUUUUUGUGAAAUUGGCCUAUAAAUGACUAAUAAUAACUGGAGAUCAUGUCACAGUCUGGCAGUACAUAAAACAGGACAUAAAAAUGUGACCUCAGUGCCACGCCUGGUCCCUACGAGCGGUAAUAGUCCUGGUCACCGUCCCAUUAGUCACAGUACAUAGAGCUCGUCCAACUACUCAGCACUGAGUCUCCUAGAGGCGUGUGGCCUAUAUUGGCGCUAAAAGGACACGCCCACUUUUAUAGCAUCUUGUACUGUGACAGAGCGGUGGGGACUUGUCCUCAUCUUUCCUGAUUUUUUACUAGGGACUUGGGACAGUGACACAUACACCCCCUCUUCUUCCUAGAAUGCCUCCUCCUGGACUCCGACUACAAAAACAUGGCUGCCUUCUUCUGGAAACAGCGCCACACUCGUCCACAGGAUGUGUCUGGUAUUACAGCUCAGGUCCAUUGAAUUAGUGAAGAGGUGCAGCACAGUGUUCGACUGCAAGCAGCCAUGUUUUUUCUAGUCCUGGACAACCCCUUUAAGUCCCGCCCUCAUCAUCAUGUCAGGAAACCACGAUGAUCACCAUCCUGCAUUGUGUUUUAAUUCCUCGCCAGCUCUGCUUGCUGUCAGCAAAUGAGAACCCUUACAGGCCUCAUGCUUCUCAGAGCUGAGGGUUUGCUACAAUUGCAUCUAGUCUGUAAAUCGGCAGCACAAGAGGCGACGGCAUGGAAACCUGUCCAUCAAGCGUAAUGCUUAAUUGCGCACACACACUCUGUUUUUAAGAGCCACCCCUUUAAUUAGGCCACACCCUAUUCACAGGCUUUUUUUUUUUAAAUUUAAAUUAGCCCGCACCUGCAGGAUUGUGGGAAAUAGAAGAGUCCACAGACGGUGUAGAGACAGGCGGUCAGCGCAGUAUAAAAGUGCAUACAUGUCCCGGCAGGGCGGUGUGUACACUGCCGCUACCUGGGAACAUGAGCUGUUUUUGGGAGUUGCCCAUUAUGCUGUAUCCUCCCUGCCCCACAGCUACAUAGGUGAUGUCAGCCGCCUACUCCAGGGUCACCUACCUCUGCACACAGCCUCACCAUACCACGGUCAGCGGCCCCAUCAGCUACCACUCGUCCGACCAUUGAUGACAUGGAGCUGAAAGAAGAAUGGCAAGAUGAAGAGUUCCCAAGGCCCCUUCCAGAGGAGGCUGCGGCAGAAGAAGACAUGGAUUCUAAAGAAGAUGACCCAUCGGUCAGUCCUCCCAGUACGCUGGAGCUGUGCGGUAACCGCCAUAUAAAGAAACGAUUACCCGCCCCUGAUAUCAGCCUAAACCUGGAAAACAGCCAGGAGUCUGCCAUCUCCAGCGACAACCGCGACCUGACAACUGACGAAGAUUUUGAUUUUGACAUUGAUGAUCUGGAGACUCCGAACAGCAGCGAGUUACUCGACCUGAGCCAUGAGUUUGAGUGGGAAGAUGAUCUCCCCAAGCCUAAAGGGACGGAAAACGUCCAAUAUGUGGACAACCGCGUGACGGACAUGGAAGAUCAGAACGGCCGCAAGUGGAGGAUAUUUCUGAUGGGAGAACACAAGGUGGACAUGACGGCCAUCGAGCCGUACAAGAAAGUCGUCUCUUCGGGAGGUCACCAUGGCGAUGGGUUGAACGCUAUUAUUACAUUCGCCUCCUGUUAUCUACCAGAGAGUAAUAUUCCGGAUUACCAGUACAUCAUGGACAAUCUCUUCAGGUAUAUAAUAGGAACCUUAGACCUUCUGGUGGCCGAGGACUACAUGAUGAUCUAUCUGAACGGAUGUACCCCACGCAAUAAAAUCCCCCCCAUCAACUGGAUCAAGCGCUGUUACCAGGCCACGGGGAGACGGUUAAAGAAAAAUCUGAAAUCUGUCCUCAUUGUGCACCCGACGUGGUAUUUGAAAGCCUUGCUGGUCAUCACAAGGCCUUUUAUCAGUUCCAAAUUUGGAAGAAAGGUGAAAUUUGUCAACAGCCUGGCGGACCUGGAGCCGCUCGUUUCGCUAGAGAAGGUUCACAUACCGGACUGUAUUCAAGAGUUGGACAAUUCCUUAAAGCGAUAGCUCCUGUGAAUUCUUUUGCACUGAAUUGCACUCCUAGUGGGAGAUCUGCUGCAAUAAACACCAGCGACAACUCAUUGGACAGGCUGUAACAUUGAGCCGGGGACCUCCAUACUCACACAGGAAACCUCGCUAGAAGAGUUUCUCGAAGAACGCCAUUCUGCACAUGAAAAGAAAAGGGGAUAUAGUGUAUUAUCUGCUGUUCCAACAGAAUGGCGCCACCUGGUGACCAAAUUCUCAGGAAAAGUUAUACCAUGAACAAAAAUUUGGGGGCGUUCCUUAUGGUGACCCAUACGGUGCGCCUUGUUAAUAUUUAUAUCAAUAAAGUUUUUUGAACUACCAAGAAUUCUAGAUGUAUUAAAAAAAAAAAAAAAAGUUCAGCGCUUUGUGUUCUCUUCAAUAAACUUUAUUGAUCUAAUCCUAUACUUAACAAUAUGUUAAUUACAUAUUGUUGCGGGUUUAACCUGCAGCCAUCAUGGAAAACUUUAUAAAGGGGGACACCUUCAUGACUUUUUUUUUUUUAUGAUUGGAUUUUAUUCAUUUUGGGCUAAAAAUAAUUUAUUCCAGUUGGUCUUUAUUAAAAAUGUUCAGCCGUUUUUGAGAAAGAGGGGUUAAAAAUCAGUCUGUUUCCAGAGUAUCACUUCUCAGUCCCAUCAGCUGACGGCUCAUGUGAGAAUCUCCGGACCUCAAACACUUAGGCCCCUUUCACACGGGAUUCCGCGCGGAUGCGAUGCGUGAGUUGAACUUAUUGCACCCGCA
This is a messenger RNA of Bufo bufo (common toad), 3384 nucleotides long. It is a transcript of the gene BNIPL, whose product is annotated as BCL2 interacting protein like. Gene Ontology annotation, cellular component: cytoplasm. The transcript is spliced from 10 exons. The record is from RefSeq and is a predicted model, not a curated record. Bases 1693 to 2628 code for a protein of 311 amino acids. Gene Ontology annotation, biological process: apoptotic process. Lineage: Eukaryota; Metazoa; Chordata; Amphibia; Anura; Bufonidae.